Pyricularia grisea is the source of this 2288-nucleotide messenger RNA. RefSeq lists its product as uncharacterized. The transcript is spliced from 6 exons. Bases 120 to 2225 code for a protein of 701 amino acids. The record is from RefSeq and is a predicted model, not a curated record. NCBI's taxonomy places the organism in Eukaryota, Fungi, Ascomycota, Sordariomycetes, Magnaporthales, Pyriculariaceae. Gene Ontology annotation, molecular function: protein binding.
UCAACAAAUGCUCACAUAUUUCUACGAUUUCCUCUUGAGCAUCAAUGCAAACAAGCAUCAAUCAGUAGUUUUCACAACUAAAGCUUUUAGACAUUACUGGCAAGUAAGGGCCUUUAAAUAUGUCCAAGUCAUCCUCUGUCCCUUCGGCCCAGGACUACCUGGAAAGGGCAAGGAUGUACUAUCACGACCAGAACGCGGAGAAGGCCAAAAACUAUUUCGAAAAGGCCUGUCUAAGCUGCCCUUGCCAUAAAAAAGAUCGGCUGGCGAGGAGGGAGUACGUGAUACAAUGUCAGGCUAAGGGCCUCAAUCCUGAACCGACUCAUUACGUUCGCGACUAUGGAUGCUCCUGCAAGGAUCUCAUGCAAGAGCUCACUAGGGGCCUCCAUGGCCUCAACAAGCGAUCUGUUUCCCAGCUCGCUUCCCGUCCAUGUGUUUGCAAGACCAAAUCGGACUCGACAAGAAGCUUGCGUCCCUGUCACGAUAACCUGCACAUAGGCGCCAUAGAUGGGAUCAGUGCUUGCUACGAGCUUAUGGGAGACUUUGAGGCAUCUUUCAACGCUGCUCUGAUUAUGAUUCACAAGGCACCCAUGAGACCAGAGGGAUACUUGAGAGCCGCCAAACUUGCUACGAAAAUCAAGCCGGAUCGUUAUAAAAUGUCGGAACUGCACAUGUCGGCGGCAGACUAUCAAUUGCUCAAGCGACUUUUGUCCUCGCACAGCAGAGCAGAUCCGGUCGCUCGUCUGCCAGGGGAAUUACUUAUCAUGAUUAUGUCACAUUUUCAACUUAAAGACAAGCUUGCCUGUCAGCGCGUUUCCAGGUCUUGGUCUGACUUUGUGUCGUCUCCUGCCGCCUCGAGUUUAUGGCAGCAUCUUGAUUUUGACAGUCAAUCCAAGCCAUCGAUAGCAGCCUUGGGCAGGAUUUUUCGACUUUCAAAUAGCAUCCGUGACGGCAAGAUCGUACCGACAACAAAACAUGUCAGAAUCAGGGACUGGAAUAAUUUCUCGCUUGAUAAAAACAAGCUAGCCAUGAUAACCAGAUUGCCAUACCUCGAGGUGCUUGAGGUGCGACAAGGUCCCAUACAGCGCCCAAAGAGCAGCUAUAGGGGCCCUGCUGGCAACGGAAUAGUAUAUGAUCCGCCGCCCUUUCCUGACGCUGCCACCAUGAAGCACCUAAAGCGGCUGGCCCUGGAGAGCUUUGAGCCGGGGUCCCGGAAUUCAGAACCUGAUCGUAAUAUCUGGAAGGUCCUGGCAACUGUUGCACCGUGCCUGGAGACGAUCGAAUUCUGCGGCUACAACAGGCCUUUAUUCGUAAAACCGUUUCCCAAAGUCAAGGUCCUCAAACUCUCAAUGAAGCCUGGAGGCAGGCCUGCAAAUAUUCGGUUUGCACAAUUCAAUGAGACCUUUCCAAAUCUGGAACAAUUAUACCUCGACGUUGCUGUCGUCCAUGGUACAGCCGUCGACCCAGGGUCCCUUCCGAAGCUCAAAACCCUCGUCAUUGGCUGCCUUAUCCCGGGCUUCGCAGAUACCGACGACCCUGUGGUCGGCCGUCGAAUAUUUCCCACUCUUCCCCCGACGCUCCGUGUCCUUGACCUGGGCCUGAGCUCCUAUUCGCUCGUCAAAGAGAUCCUCUUUCAUUACCCAGAGCCGCUGGAGCGGCCAACGCUCUCUCACCUCGAGGUCUUUCGCCUGCUCGAUAACGACUACGACGCGGAUGCAGUGCUCGAGGUGCUCAAGCCCAGCAUGGAGGCAGGGUCGCUCCGGGUCAUGGACGUGGCGCUGCCCCGGAGCCCCACUGGCGCUCUGGUCGACAGGCUCGGUUACGAAGCGGCCAUCGCGGCGACGGUGGACCAGUUCGCGGGCCCGGACCUGCCGCUGUCGUCCCUCACCACCGUCGGCAUCCCUAGGUACGUGACGAGGAACAUGCGCUCGUACCACUCCACCCAUACCACGCGGCCCUUUGUCGACUGGGUCGCAAAGUUCCCCAACGUCGACACGGUCCGCUUCUACCCCGAGGCCAUCGAGAACGCGGCAGAGGCCAUGAUCGGGCUGGUCAAGCUGCCCGGUGUCAAGACCAUCUACCAGAAUUGUCUAAAAGGGGUGCUGCGCGACGAGGUGUUGGCUUUGGCUGGGGAGGUUGGGGUGCGCAUCGUCGAUACCCCCGAUGCAUGGUUCCCGGCUCAGUUUCCGUAUGUGUUUGAGGAUGGGGACAGUACUGGGAGAAAGUAGAGAUACUUAGUAUCGUCAGUCUACUGUUGGUGGAGAAGUGUGGUAUGGCCAUUAUCACCGGUU